AGUAAUAGACCAAUGGGUCCACCGACUGGGAUCGAUCCUAGACCGUCCGCGCAUCAAGCGAACGCUUUACCUCUGGGCUACGUCCCGCCGCGGGUAUAACAGAGUGCGUUAAGCACGCUGAAUCAUCGAGCCGGGAAACCUUUGCUGCAUGCAUGAGUUGUUUCCCAUAUCACCCUUCAUAUUUGGUGAGGGGACCACCCGGGCCAUCACAAAAAUGAGGGUGGACAUUCUGAUUCCUGACAAUAAGUGAGAAAUUUGACCUUAUGUAAAAAGUUAACUUGGUGAAAAAAGUGUCCGCUUCUGCUAAUUGGUUGUAAAAUGUUGUUAACCGAGAUACAUUGUUAAUUUUACAUGGUUGAUUAAAAAUGUAAAACUAAUGACUGAAUAUGUAACAAUCACCAUGGUACUGUGGUGCUGUUGUAGUGUGUGGGACGGGACGUAGCCCAGUGGUAAAGCGCUAUCUCGAUGCGCGGUCAGUGUGUGAUCGAUCCCCGUCGGUCAGCCCAUUGGGCUAUUUCUCGUUCCAGCCAGUGCACCACAACUGGUAUAUCAAAGGUUUCAUAAUUUUAAAAUGGAGGGAUGGUCACUUGUGAGAUAAAACGUGCAAUGUAUUGCGUUACGUAAAUGCUGAACGGUCCCUAAACAUGGCAUGCACGGAAUACAUAUACCGUGUGUAAACUGUUGAUCAUCUAGUUUCGAAUGACAAUAGAAGUCACCAAAUGACGUCGUCAGUACAUACAUGCGGAAGAUUUUCGGAGCACCCCAGAUCAGUUGAUCAGACUACACAAGCCCUGCUUACACGGGAAUUACAUCGUCGUUAUAACGAAUCGUGUAUGACACAAUGGCCACCAGAUCGGCUUUGAUGAGAGUUUCUGUUUUCUUGACAAUGUUCUUGUACUGUACAGGUGUGUCCCUGAAUCUUAAAUAUUCCACAGGAGAACAUGAAGUAAAGCUAACGUGCAAAAUCACCGAUGCCCAGGGUUUUACCGGCAAGGUGUUGAUAAUCCAGUCAGCCGGGAACAGCUCUCACGCUCUUGGCAAUUUCACUCAGAUGAAGUCAAAUUGCUCUAGCGUGAUGCACGGGGCCACAGGUCGCUGUGGAGCAGGAACCAAUAGCAUCGACUCGCGUUCAAAGAAAUACAAGGUCUUCACAACACUUGCAAGAGGUCCCGUUGAUUACUACUGUCAAGCGUUCUCUGGUGACGUCAUCUACUUCAGCAAUGCUAUAAAGUACCCAUCGUCAAAUUCAGAUUCAAAUUCCACCUGGUUUGGGCUUGCCACUGUGCCAGGUGUUCCUAUCGGAUACUGUAUAAAGAUGGCUAUCCGGCUGCUAAGAUGCGGAAUCAGACGUUGGCGAGGCAAUGACAUCAAUACUGACUUACUAGACGUCCUUUUUUAACAUUGGCAUUCUGAUACUGUGUUAAAUGCGUAUUUCAGAAUAACUAGUUUUCCCCUAGAAACUGCUGUGUGCCCUCGAUCUCAGUCAGUCCUGUUCCCCUACUCAAUACCAGGCACCGGCUCCCAGCCAGAGCAGGGUUUAACGACUCAGUGUAAGGCCACCUUAAAAAGAAAGAAGGAAAAAGGAGAAGAAUAAAGAUCUGUCCUUUUCAGAGGACACAUCGCCCAAAAAUGCAUGCCACGUGCUCCCCCAGGCGGCCCACUCCAGAUCUAAGGGCCAAAAGGCCCACAAAACUUAGGUUUUGUGUACUUCUCCUCCUUUGCCUUUCAACCUUUCUCCUUCUGUUCCAUCCUAUUUCUACGAAGGUGAUAGAAGGCAACAUAUUCUACGUAGCUGACUCCGUUUGGGUACCAGUGAUUUGAAUGGUCACACAUUUGUACGACACGUGACAGAUAACCCUUGUUGUACUUGUGGGCACCCAGUUGAAGAUGCUGAACAUUUUUGUUUAUGUUUUUGUCCAACAUACGCUGCAGCUCGCAAUACCCAUUUACUGAACUAUUAUAAUUUGAAAUGUCAUACUUUACUAUUUGGAGAUUCUAAUUUAAGUAUCCAAGAUAAUAUCUCUGUAUUUAAAUCUGUUCAGAAUUGUCGUAUUAAUAGUAAGCGUUUCGAGAUCAAUUAACCAUUUAACCAUUCUAACUGUUUGCUAUUUACUCUGUUUCUUCAACACCUUCCUCUCUUAUAUAUAUUAAAGGGGCAUUCCUGAGUUUGCUGCGAUUUUUAAGAUGUUAUCGACUAAAAGAGACUUUUUAACGAUUGUAAUUACAUAUCAAAUAUAUUUUUCUGCAUAAAAUAUUAGUGGC
Molecule: messenger RNA, 2262 nt
Organism: Gigantopelta aegis
Lineage: Eukaryota; Metazoa; Mollusca; Gastropoda; Neomphalida; Peltospiridae
Exons: 3
Coding region: 842-1399 (185 amino acids)
Source: RefSeq, a predicted model, not a curated record